Coregonus sp. 'balchen' is the source of this 2308-nucleotide messenger RNA. Lineage: Eukaryota; Metazoa; Chordata; Actinopteri; Salmoniformes; Salmonidae. The record is from the annotation of a GenBank genome assembly.
CUGAAACUACAUAUUUUUGAGACAGCUCUGCAAGCACUUCCGGUGUCAAAGUUUGUGUUGUCAAGAUGGCUGGCCAUGAUCAUCAUCAUGACUAUCUGUCUCUGUGCUUAUGCGACUUAAUCAGGUAAUAAUAAUUGAAUAAAUGUUGCUUUGUUUCUGAUACUUGUCGUAGUAAAUGUAGCUCAUAGUUACCUAACGUUACAGUCCUCGCCAACAGAAAUGGGAUAUGAAUAAAGAAUGAACAAGUGACCGUCAAAGCUACCUAACGUUAGUUAGUAGCCAUAUCUAUGAAGAAGAGAAUACAUUUUACAAUCGGAGUAAUUUGUAUAGACAAAACAUUGUCGAAAACUAGUUAAAUUCCUAGUUGGCUAACUACUCAGAAUCAGUCAGUCAGCCAGCCACCAUGGUGUUAUAGUUAGUAGUAUAACGUUAAUUAUUUGUGUCUUCUAAACAGAUUACUAUGGUCCAUGGUGCUGCCAUGCGUGUAUCUGAGCUUGGUGCUGACGCUGCUCCUGUUUUUACUCGUCAUGGGGGUCCGAAUAUGGCUGCAGAGGAGUCGGAAAGCCCGCCUGGCUCAGGAUAGCACCCCAACUGUGGCCUUCUUCCACCCUUACUGCAAUGCAGGAGGGGGCGGGGAGCGGGUGCUCUGGUGUGCCCUCAGAGCGCUUCAGAAUCGGUAGGUUUACGCAGUCUGAGCCUAUAGUUAGAUGUCAAUGCAUUCGUAGAGUGCUCAUGAGCUUCAUAACCUACAUUUUCCAUUCCUUCAUCUCUUGAUAUGUUGAGUUAUGUCUCUUCUGUGUCUUCCCUCCCAUAGAUACCCAAACGUUUCAUUCGUUGUGUAUACCGGUGACCAAGGGGUGACAGGGGAGCAGAUCCUCGAGGGCGCCCGACAACGCUUCAACAUCAGGCUGCCUCAUCAAGUGACUUUCAUAUUCCUGAAGAACCGUCUCCUGGUGGAGGCUAGCUCCUACCCCCACUUCACCCUGCUGGGGCAGAGCAUGGGCUCCAUGUUCCUGGGCUGGGAGGCCCUCACUGCCUUCGUACCAGACCUCUAUAUGGACUCCAUGGGCUAUGCCUUCACUCUGCCUAUCUUCCGCUACCUGGGGGGCUGCAGGGUGGGCAGCUAUGUGCACUACCCCACCGUCAGUACUGACAUGCUGUCUGUGGUGAGAGAGAGAAACCCAAGGUCAGAACUGUUUAUUUUAAUUAUAUAAAGCAUAUUGAUAUGGUUAUUUAUUGUGACACAGAAGAUAAUGUAUUCUUUAAUAGUUUGGUUGAUGUGUUUUCGUUAUUCCUCUGCAGUAUUUGUAAUCAUACACUCCCCCCUACAAUCCCAACAGGUUCAACAAUGCAGACUACGUCUUUGCUAACCCUCUCCUAAGUACAGCCAAGGUGAUGUACUACUGUGCCUUCGCUCUGAUCUACGGCCUAGCUGGCUCCUGCAGCGACGUCGUCAUGGUCAACUCUACCUGGACACUGGGCCACAUCCUGGCCCUGUGGCGCACCCCCAGCCGCACCGGCGUGGUCUACCCGCCCUGUGACGUCCGCUCCUUCCUCAACAUCCCAUUGGAGGAUGAGGUGGAAGGGGAGGGGCUCGAUGACAGGAAGUGCCAUUCGAUAGUGUCCGUGGGGCAGUUCCGACCAGAGAAAGACCACCAGCUGCAGAUUAGGGCCUUCCGGAAGCUUCUGGACAGGAAAGGGGUGGGUCCAGGAGGGCGGGAGUCUCUGAGGCUGGUGUUGAUUGGUGGCUGCCGUAACCAGGAGGAUGAUGAUAGAGUGCUGAUGCUGAGGGGGUUGUGCCAGGAGCUGGGUGUGACAGAAAGGGUGGAGUUUAAACUUAACGUUCCCUUUGACGAGCUAAAGAGGGAGCUGGUGGACGCCACCAUUGGUCUGCACACCAUGUGGAAUGAGCAUUUUGGCAUAGGUAUUCAUUUUAUCUCUACCAUCUUAUUAUCUGUGUUGUACAUUCCAAACUCAUUCAUCUGAUCCCUGUUCCUACUCUCUGCCUCCUCUCUCUCCUGUCUCAGGUGUGGUAGAAUGUAUGGCUGCAGGGACAGUCAUCCUGGCUCACAAGUCCGGUGGCCCCAAGCUAGACAUUGUGGUUCCUUAUGAGGGCGGGCAGACUGGCUUCCUGGCAGACAGCGAGGACAGCUACGCCGCUGCCAUGGAGACCAUCCUGGCACUGUCACCGUCAGCAAGGCUGGAGAUCCGGCGGAAUGCUCGACGGUCUGUAGACCGUUUCUCCGACCAGGAGUUUGACGCCAGCUUCCUGUCUUCCAUGGAAUAUCUGAUGGGAAAGCUGGAAUGA